Molecule: messenger RNA, 978 nt
Organism: Protopolystoma xenopodis
Lineage: Eukaryota; Metazoa; Platyhelminthes; Monogenea; Polystomatidea; Polystomatidae
Source: the annotation of a GenBank genome assembly
AUGAUCCUGGUGGGCAACGGUGGCAUCGCGACUGAAGUAGCUCACGAAGUUACCAAUUGCCAGAUCAUCUGGGCUAUUAAAGAUGCCAGCAUCAGUGCCGCCUAUCUGGACAGUGCCGCCGCCAAAUUCUUUCUUCUUACGCGGCAAUAUGUUAAUCUUGGGACCUCUUCUGCAGAAAAAAAUGCAAAUUCCGAUUCUCGUUCAAGAUUCUGGAGGAUGAACUUCAACUCGAGGGCGGAAGCCGAUAUCGAGGAUGACGCCAAGACACAUGAUAAGUAUCCAAGCGAUUCUUUCGACACUAGUCUGCUCGGCGCUGCACUCGGACCGGAUUGGGCACGGGACAAGUCAUUACGAGGCCAACUCAUGUUAAAUGGUUCUGUCAGAAAUCAGCUAAAGGUCGAUCUUUGCACCAUCUUAUUUAUCAAUAUUUGGCCAAUUUGGUCAUUCUUUUUUAUGCGCUCGAUUAUCGUGUAUCAAGUUCAGGUUAAUUGUAUUAUGUCGCCCGAAGAGUUCGCUGCCAAACAACUUGUAGAGACACCUGCCGUCUUUGAUAACGCCUGUUCAGUCACUCCCGAGGCGGUGGAGUCACGACCAUGGAAAGUGUAUGUAGAACUGACCAAUGGUGAGUGCUACGGGGCUGACAUUGUAGUCAGCGCUACUGGAGUGGAAGCGAAUUUUUCUCAAGUCUCGGGGGGCAAUUUUUCGCAAUGUGGCCGGCCAGCCGCCUUCCUCAGCAGCAUUUUUCCGCCAGAGUAUGUGGAGUUUGUUGCACCCACCUCCCAUUCGUCCUCACUCGUUCCUGACACUUCUUCACAGGGAGAGACCAAGGCUGAUGCAAAGAAGUCAAUAACGGCAUCGUCACCUGGAGACCUCGGCGUUUGUAAAUCUACUAAGCUCAGAAUAUCUAAUGAGCCGGCAGGCGGCCUUUUAGUCAACGAACUAAUGCAAACCAGCCGACCGGAGAUAUAUGCUGUUGGU